AUGAUUAGACAUGAUGCCAGGUGGUCAUACGUUCGUGAGGGAAGAAACACAGCACAUGUUGUGACCCCCGAGGCGGACAAAGAUCAAUAUUUUUUGCUCUCGCCGAAUCUCGAUGUUACUGAAAGAUCCAGCAGCCCCAGCGCACGCGACCUCCGGAAGUGCAUCAAAUCGACGAAAUCUCCGGGUGAACUGCUGGCCGUUCUGAAGCAUGCGGAUGAAGAGGUGGCAGUUGAACAAGACACUUUGGGGACCGCGAUGCAAACGUGUGGGCAUCGUAUGUGGUGGGACGCUCUUCUGGAGGUCUUUGAAAUGAAAAACAAGCUGCGUUUGCAAAUUCGGUAUACAAGCAUCGUUUUCAAUGCCUUGGCGUGCUGUUUGAGGUGUGACGCAGAGAAAGUUUCUGCUUGCCAGCUGUUGCAAAGGAAGGAGAUUGCGGUGGACCUGGCAAAGAAGGUUUGGCAAGAAGCACAUGUUCAGAACCCCCGAGACUUUAAUAACAGCAUUAGCGCAGCUUGGAAACUUUGUCGUUUAGCCGGCACACAAGAAGCUUUCAAGUGGGGAGAUGAGAUCUGGCACUGGACUGAAUCGCAGCGCUGGUCUUUGAAUUUGAUCUCAUACUCUUGCCUCGUGACAGCUUGGAUUUGCUUUCUUCGUCCGUUUUUUCCUUUAAUCAUGUUUGGCUGUGGUUACGCUUGUUUUGAUUGA
Cladocopium goreaui is the source of this 705-nucleotide messenger RNA. Lineage: Eukaryota; Dinophyceae; Suessiales; Symbiodiniaceae. The record is from the annotation of a GenBank genome assembly.